AUGCCCGCUCCCCACGACGAACGCCACUCGACCGACAACGAUUCGUCCGCAGUUGCAUUUGAGAACAAGCUGGAGACCUCAUCUGUUUCUUCCAACGCCACAGUAGGAAGCCAGCGAUCUCCCCUCUUGAAGUUGGACGUGUCGCAUGCGGUUCCACCUACCACUCCAACUUCUGCCAGCCCAUCACUCCCUACCACCUCCUCAAAAUCAUUCCCCUCUUACAUGUCUACUGUCACAUCCGAUACAGCGAGGCCGCACAAGCGUACUCGAACAGAUGACGACCUAUCGUCCGGUCCAUUGAAAGUCCCACGAAUCGACGUCUCAAUGGACGAGACGUGUAACGCGCAGUCUCCAAAGGAUACCACGCAUGAGAGGAGAAAUGCAGAAGAGACGAGGGGGAAGUACGGGGAAAAUCAUCCUGCCUACCAAUACGAACGGGAACACGCGAGCAAAAAGAAGGUAGCCAUGAAUUAUGAAGAACUAACGCAGGAGGUAGAAGGCGCGCAGGAUGAAGGGCAAGAAGCAGAGGCUCAAACAGUGGGCAUGUCCGUCCCGUCCACUAACGCCGAGGUUGGCCUCCAUUCGUCUGCUAUCGGAGCAAAGUCGCUGGUGGGGCCACUGCCUAUUCUUCCACCAACGGUGCCUCCAAUCAGUCGCCUACUCCGCUCUAAGCUGGCCCUUCAAGCUCCCCUCCCUCUGCGCCACGCCGAGCUUGAGCUGGGCGAUACACGGAAUAAGAGGCCCUCUAUCAAGCGGUGCCUUCCACGUGUCCAGCCAUACUUCGGGCGAGAAUCGGCGCCAGCACUCCAACCUCGCCUAGCCGCUGCUUCUUAUCCUCGAAAUGUCCAGCAUGACUCUUUUCUCCUUCCGUCAAGUGGUGCAGCAUCAAGCACUGGAUAUGCAAUUCCCCAGGUAACAUAUCCACAACCAAUUAGUGGCAGUACUGGCCAGCCGCACUACCAGCCCCCGCUGCAUUACCAGCCUCAGCUGCAACACCAGCCCCCACUGCGGCUCCAGCCUCCGUUGCAGCUUCAGCCGCGGCAAUACCAGCUUCCGCCGCCAAUGUAUGGAUACUGGUUUAGACCUGCAGUAUCCAUCCCGCCGACCUAUACUACUGUGGCCCCUGCCUCCAUGUCGUAUUCGUCAAUGGCCCACCUGCAACAGAGUCCCGCGGCAUUCCAUCAACACCCGGCCACCGCAUCCUUCCCACAGCCCACAGCUUUGCACGCGAUGCCUAUUCCCGACGGAGCUGGGUCGUUCUACGCAACAUACCGAGGGCUUUCUGGAUCGGUGGCCUCAGUUUCGUCUGGACAACCACUGUAUGCAGAAGAGCUAUCAUCACUCUCUAUCGCACAGGGCCUCUACGCGCUGCAGCAGGAGCAGUCCGACAGGCCGGACCCCGAUGCACUAGCAUCUGCGCCACAAUAUGGUCAACUUGCCCCAGGCAAUGAGGUGGUGCAGGAUCAGUCCUUUACACUAUACGUGUUGAAACGCGCUGACCUGCGCGGUCAGGAACGAGCUCGCAAGCUCGGGCGCGCGAGUAGCCGGUGGCCGGAGGCCCCUAUCGUAGUAUAUAACGACCCUGCGCGAUGCCGCCGUCCGGUCGAUUUGAUGGCAGUUUCGCCGAUCGUUAAUGGUUUGCUGCCCUUUCGAAUCCGCAUCUGGGAUCAGCAGUUCGACCUUGCGAACCAUUUGAGUCAGAUGUCGCAAGCAUGGGAAAUGAGGACACAUACAGAAUCGCGCCACGCGCUGGUGACUUUCUCGUCGGGCACGCGGAGUCUCCAGCCAGCCACUCGUGGAUGGGCCGCGGAUCACCUUAGCAUCACUAGCAUCAUCGGGGCUGCCAUUCCGGCACUGAGUGACUGUGUCGUCGUCAGGCAGCCUUAUAGCGGCAGCUGUGACUUCGAUGGUGAGGGGACGCGGACGUAUUUGAGACCGUCGCGCAUUCCGCCCUUGCACGCAGCUGCUCGGCCUAGCAGGGGCUUGUGCACUCACGCAGCGGCCUGGAGCAACAUGUAUCAGAUGCGUAAAGGGGGCCUAAACGUGUUCGCAGAGGACGUACUGCAGGCGUCGUCCGUCCACGCAUUUGAGACGUUCGCGGGCCGCACACGGCGGAUCCUCCUCAAGCCGGAUGGGUCGGACAGCAGUGGGUCACGGUAUUACGUCCGCAGCACUGGAGCGAUGAGACGACGAUUGAAGCAGGAAGGCAUGAACAGUGUUAGCGAGGCGCAUAUUAAGCGGGAGGGGGAGCGGAUGCGAAUUAUAGGCCUUGAGGUCUGUCUUUUAUGCUCAAAGCUCAGAAAGCUACGUGAUGGAGAAUCAGAUGGUAGCGGUAUUAUGCUGCCAAAACGAUUCGCGUGA
Messenger RNA from Postia placenta MAD-698-R-SB12, 2361 nucleotides. RefSeq lists its product as hypothetical. Lineage: Eukaryota; Fungi; Basidiomycota; Agaricomycetes; Polyporales; Adustoporiaceae. The record is from RefSeq and is a predicted model, not a curated record. The transcript is spliced from 7 exons. Bases 1 to 2361 code for a protein of 786 amino acids.